UAGAAAAAAAAAUCUUGUCAACUUAAGAGAACGUAAGCUUCUGCACCACAUUUCCCCCUGUGUUCCAAGCAAAAGUUACGGAUUGGAACCUGGUCUCAUCUAGUCGCCAGUGAUAGACCAAAAUGGGGUGCUUCUUUUCGAAAAAAUCAAAAAGAAAGUCAUCCGAAAAAGAGGAUCGUACGCCGACAACAACGACUGUCGAAGCUACGACGACAAGCAACGCUGUUCCCCUUGGCAACAACACCGACGAGGCACCGAAGCAGUACAGCUGGGACAAGAGAGAAAAGGUUGAUCCCAAAGACUACAUGCUGACGGGGCUCAAAGAUGUCACGGUGGGCCGCCUGCCCAACAAACUGAACGGGCAACAGUUUGUCAUCCAAGAGUGUGAGAACUGCAACAUCUACGUUUUCGACCACUCUGCGACUAUCACCAUCGACGACUGUGUCAAUUGCCGCAUUGUCCUGGGACCUGUCAAGGGCAGUGUGUUUUUCAGAGACUGUAAAGACAUCAAGUGUGUGGUGGCCUGUCAGCAGUUUCGCACACGGGACUGUAAAAAAAUGGAGGUCUUCUUGUGCUGCGCCACCCAGCCUAUCAUUGAGUCAUCUACGGGUAUGAAGUUCGGCUGCUUUCAGUACUUCUACCCCGAGCUGGCCUUUCACUUCAAGGAUGCCGGGCUCAGCAUAUUCAACAACAACUGGAGCAACAUCCACGACUUCACACCGGUGUCUGGAGAGAACAACUGGAGCUUGCUGCCAGAGGCUGCGGCCGUUGAGGAUUUUAUACCGACCCCAGACCCAGAGUCUGAAUUCAAGUCUGUUCGAAUCUCCACUGAACCCACACGCAGCAUUGUGCCUUUGACAAAGGGAGGGAGGCGUAAGGACAGUGAGGAGUCCUGCCUCUUUGUUUUCUUUGCUGGAGAGUACACCACAGCAAACGCCCGCAAGCUGAUUGACGAGGCAACCGCUAAGGGUUUUGUGCUGAUCCAGACGAAGGAAGUCUCAAUGCGACCUGAAGAUGUGAAGAGGGUGUUUCAGAACAGUGCAGAGGAAGUCGUGGAGUGGAUCAGCAAAGGUCCUGUCGUUGCCCUUGAGCUGAACGGUGACGGGGUUGUGGAAGCCUGCAAGAACCUCGCUAAUGAAGUGUUCAGUGGGACCAAGGUUUUUGUCUCCGAUAACAAGAAUACAUCCUCGCGAGACGUGGACAACUUCUUCAACUUCGCUGACAUGCAGAUGGGCUUGUAAUUGAUAAAGUAUCAAAACAAACUGCUCGUCAGCCGUUGAAUCUGAUUUUCUAAACCCCCCCACCAUCCAGCCCGGGUUGAAUAUGAGUUGCGUUUGAUUAAUUGCCUGUUUUUUGACCUCAAAAAUUAGGUUAGAAUGAAAACUAUUAAAGACUGUGUUUGUUUGAAAAAGCCUUGGAUAAAACAGUUCAGUUCAUCAACUAUCAGUCUGCAAAGUAAAUUUAAUUCCUGUAUUGUCCAGAAACAUUUGCUGUAAAUCACUUAACAUCCAUUAGUGCUGUGACUAUUUAUAUUUCCAUGAAUGUAUUCUGUAAUUCUGUUGCUUUUGUCAAUUGUGAAUGUAGCUCUGUGCUGUAAAUGUAAUUCAGUUUAAUUUAAAGCUUUCUUUACUGUCUGAAACAGUUGUUGCAGUUGUAAAACCAUGAGCACAAAAAUGUCUGAGGGAAAUAUUUUAUUUCUUAUAAGGAUUUAUUUUUGUAUUUGUGGUUUAAUGGACUGUUUUAAAAUGUGUAUAUUUGAGACAUGCUGUGUAGAAAAAAAACUACAUCUUUAUUGAUAUCUGCUAGGCCAAAGUUGAAUGGUGAAAGUUUGAGGGUAUCUUGCUGUCAGUUCAGAUUAAUCUAUUUACACUAAAUGGUGUAAAAUCAUGUACAAUUGCUGAGUUUUUCAUGUAGGCAACUUGUGUCCUUUUUUUUUUUUUUUUAAAUUUUGUAAUAUUUGUUUUAUACUCUACUGACUGUUUUUUAUAGAUACAAAUGAAUGUUCUUUGUUAUAAUUUUGAGUAAAGGUUUUAUCACGAGUGACUUCAUUCAUAUAAGGCUUUUCACGCCUGUGCCCUAAAAGUGAGUUGAUAAGUGGGCACUGUGUAACAAUGAUACUGGUUAGGCGGUGACAAAGUUGAGCCAAUGCAGGUGACAGCAGUCUGUUAUCACCAUAUCGUAAAUAAUUCUUUAAAGAGCUCCUUAAGUUCAAUUUGAGAAUCGAAGAAGCUGUAAAUGUAAAUAGUCCUGUUUGACUGUAUUUAUUUUGUGUUAAGCUGGUGAAAAUUUAUGAUCAUCACUCAUUAAAUUUGUUAAUUAUUUUCCUCUGUGUUGUUAUGAAAGCCCAUCGCUUAAAUAUUAAAGAGUAGUUUUGAAUUGGGGAGUUCAUUAACAAUGUGCUGUCUUCCUCUGCACAGUUAGCAGAUUUUACUUUAGCACAGCACAACACAUUUGACUGUCACCUUGCAGUUUGACUUCUGUGUUGGGGCCCUUCAUUUAUCUGUGAUAAAAUACAUUGCAGAUCCAUUUAAAGCAAAAAAUGAACCUGAUGUAUCAAAUUAUUUUGUACAGUUGCCUUUAAAAACAUACAUAGGGACUUCUUGUGCUGUACUUUUGUUUUUGUAAACCUUUUGUACUUGAGCAUACAGUUUUUGUAGAUCAGUUUGUCUUCAAGGUUGCACAUUUGUCUGUACUUUGUUGUUUUUACACUUAAAUGUCUGUCUUUAUAAAAUGGCAGAGUCACAUUAAAAGCUGUAGAAUAUCUGAAAGCAA
Micropterus salmoides (largemouth bass) is the source of this 2772-nucleotide messenger RNA. It is a transcript of the gene rp2, whose product is annotated as RP2 activator of ARL3 GTPase. Gene Ontology annotation, molecular function: GTPase activator activity. The transcript has 5 exons. Bases 123 to 1241 code for a protein of 372 amino acids. The record is from RefSeq and is a predicted model, not a curated record. Gene Ontology annotation, biological process: post-Golgi vesicle-mediated transport. Gene Ontology annotation, cellular component: cilium; periciliary membrane compartment. Lineage: Eukaryota; Metazoa; Chordata; Actinopteri; Centrarchiformes; Centrarchidae.